Messenger RNA from Symbiodinium pilosum, 513 nucleotides. The record is from the annotation of a GenBank genome assembly. NCBI's taxonomy places the organism in Eukaryota, Dinophyceae, Suessiales, Symbiodiniaceae.
AUGGGGCGAGGUAGAUCAGACUCCCGCUCCCGCUCGGGAGGCCGCGAUGGCGACGGAGACCGAAUCCAACAGAUGGUUGACGAGAGGCAGGCAGCCCGUCGUGACCGCGAUUUUGACAAGGCCGAUCGCAUGCGGGAGGAGCUGAAGGACAUGGGUGUCAGAAUAGACGACACACAGCUUACCUGGAAUGCUCCUGGGGGCUUGAGGGGUGUGGUGAACAAUCCAGGCGGCAAGGGGCCCAUCGAGCGGCGCGAGGGCGACUGGAGCUGCCCAAAUUGUGGCAAGCUGGUUUUUGCAGCCAAGGAUACCUGCUUCUCCUGUGGGGAGCCAAGGCCCAGUGGAGACCGUGGCUAUAAUGGUGGCCGUGGAGGCCGGCGCCGCAGGGAUGAUAGCCGCGACGACCGGCGGCGCCGCCGCCGUGAGGAAAGCCGGCCGCGGGGCCGGGGACGCCGCCGCCGAAGGGACAGGGACUAUGAGUCAGAAUACGAAUAUUCUGAAGAGCCGCGACGAUGA